Molecule: messenger RNA, 2231 nt
Organism: Paramuricea clavata
Lineage: Eukaryota; Metazoa; Cnidaria; Anthozoa; Malacalcyonacea; Plexauridae
Source: the annotation of a GenBank genome assembly
AUGUCUGCAGAAAGUAUUAAUUUAUUUCAUAGCGGAUUGGAGAAAGCGUUAGAGCGACUAGGUAAGCAAAAUAUUGAGCUAAAGGAAUGUCAGUACGAAGCAGUGAAGGCUGUAGUUGUUGAUCGGAAGGACACAUUUUGCGUCUUGCCUACUGGUUAUGGAAAGUCACUCAUAUACAACCAGCUUCUUCCAUUCGUGUUUGAUGCCUACUUGGGUCGUGAAAAUACGAAUUCUACUGGUAACUCAGUAAUUGUUAUUUCGCCAUUAAACGCCUUAAUGGUUGAUCAGAUUACUAAACUGAAAAAGCACAUGGAUGUUAGUGUUUUGAAGGCCAGCAGGGAAGCAACGCCACCAAAGCACAGCAUGCGGUCGGAGAGGGGCUCAAUUUAUCAUCAAAUUGCUCAUCCAAGUCAGAUAAUAUUUGCUCACCCAGAAGCCUUAUUGGAAGAUAAGAAAAUUUUUCAAAAUAUUUUGAAGUCAAAGUCAUAUCAAGACUCUGUUAAAGCUAUUGUGAUUGACGAAGCACAUCUAGUGGAAGAAUGGUAAGAAUUUUAUUUUAAUAUAAUACUGAGUUUUAAAUUAUAAUAUGGUUGAGGUGCAAAACAUGUAAAAAAACCCAUUCAGAUUGAGCCUGAACUAUAAUUAUUAUAUAGCAAGUUUCAAAGUUCACUUUUCCUAUAGUUUUAUUGAUCGAGGGUAUGUCAAGAAAUUAAAAUUAAGCUGUCUCCCUCUGACUUUCCGGCGAGCAUAGGUCUCUAGAGCACUGGAGCACAGAAUAGGAAGGUAUAGCAGAAGUGUAACUCAAGCAAGUAUUUGUCCGCGUGUUUUUACAAACGAUUCCUCAUCAAUCACGCCAUCCUGGCUAGUACAAUUGGCACUUUGUACCUACCAAAACCUAAUAAAAACUUCCGGUUGUACUAGCCAGGAUGACAUGGAUUGGCGUGAGCGAGUUAAAAUUUUCGUGGAUGUAAAACAAUAAGGGAAACGACUAGAGUUACGCUUCUGCUAUACCUUCUUAUUCUGUGACUGGAGCCAGCAGGGCACCCUUGGAGAGACUCCACAGACUCAAUGGGUAAAAGAGUAGGAAGCAUGAUGAUUGUGCAUUGCAGCUGGACUUAUUAACCAUUAACAUAUCUUUUUCUUGUUUAGGAAAAGUUUUAGACCUUGUUAUGCGAAAAUUGGUAUGCUGACAAGUAUUUUUCCCAAGAUCCCAUUUUUGGCAAUGACAGCAACUGCCACAUUGCAGAUGAAAAAGGAUAUUACAACCAGUCUAGGAUUGAUCGAUCCAAAACAUAUUGAGAUAAGCCCUGAUCGUCCUAAUAUCUUCUUCAGCUCUUUGCCAAGACCUGAUAGAGGGGAUGAUAAGCUUCAACCUAUAUUAACUCCUCUUAUUGCAGAAUUAAAAGUAAAACGGUUGGAUUUCCCUCUGACAUUAGUUUAUGGCAACUUGCAAGUUAUUGGAGAAUGUUUUUUGUUUGCAAGCAAUAUGAUGGGGCCUUUGCAAUAUGAACCAGUACAAUCUAGCAAACAUUCAGCUAACAGACUAUUCACACAGUUUCAUGCGCAAUAUCCGGAACAUGAACGGGAAAGGAUUAUACAGGAUCUGGUAAGUGGUCAAGUUAAGGCUACUAUUUGUCACUGUGGCGUUUGGUAUUGGUGUCGAUGUCCAUGACAUCCGUAGGAUUAUUCAUAUUGGAGUCCCUCGUACAAUUGAGGAAUAUUUUCAAGAAGCUGGUAGAUGUGGACGAGAUGGACUUCCAGCAUCUUCCACAAUAUAUUACAACUCAUAUGAUUUAGCAUCAUCUCGUAACAUUUCACCCCACAUGAAAGAGCUUGUAACUGUGGCAGAUAAAUGCAAAAGGGAAAUAAUUUUGGAUUACUUUGGUUACAAAGUAGCAAAUUGGAUUAAACCAGAGCAUACUUGCUGUGAUUUUCAUCAACAGAAAUGUAGCUGUGAUGACUGUGUUUUGAGUUCAGCUGCUGAAUUGUUAGAAAAUGCUAAUUCUGGUGUAUUGGAUCCAUCUGUUAUUAAUGAUCCUGACUACAUGGAAGCUGUGGAAGAAAGAUCUCUUUCUCUUACAACUGAGCAAAAAGAUUUGCUAAAGGGAUACUUAUUGAAUUACAAGCAGUUCCUUCAUGGCUAUGGAAAGAGUUGUGUUGGAAGUGUUGGAUUAUCUACUGGGUUAAUUUGGAGCUUGUUGACACAAUUAUUGCUUAUGCUAGUGAGCUGA